AUGGCAACAACCAAAUCAAUUUUAUUGAAACUAUUUCAAGUUGUAUUAUUCACAUUUGCAAUUAUAAUUUAUCUCGAAGUUAUAGGUAAAAAGGAUAAUGAAUCUCAAGACGAAAGAACUGAAAGAAAGAAAAACGAAUUUUAUAAAUGGUUUGCAGGUAUUAUAUUGUUUUCAAUUGCAUGGUCCAUUGGCACAUUCAAAGUAUUAUCCAAUAUUUUAUUAAGCUUCUUUGUAGUGGAAUCAAUCCAACAAUUUAUUCAACAUCUUCCAGCUGAAUACUACGAACAAUUCAAAGAGAUUAUUUCAAAUUUACUCAUUCCAUUUGCCGGAGAAAACUUUACCAAAGAGAUUGUCGGUGUCCAAUGUUUACUCAUUUUAUUUUUUUCAUUCCUUGGAUUCAACAUUUAUUUAGCUGAUAAAUUUUGGUUACUCAAAACAAUUAUUAUCGAUUGGGUUCUUACUUUAAUUCUUAUGGUAGCAUUUUCAAUUACUGAUCUCCUCAAUCAACAAACUAGAGUAUUUUUAGUACUUUCCUAUAUCUUUGGUUCAAAUAUUAUUGGUUUUGGUACAAUUAAGCUUUUAGAGUAUUUUUGGAAUUUAGCUUCAAAAUUAGAUUCAACCAUUAUAAUUAAAAAUAACAAUAAUAUCAUUAAAUCAUCAACAACAAGCAAAUCUAACUCAAAUCAAAAAUCAAAAAAUUUAGAUGACAGCAUUGAAUUUGAUACCGAUAAUCAUUACAAUAACACUGGUAGUACCACUACUGCACAAGAUGAAGAACCAAUUUAUCAAGUAGAAGAAUCAGUUGAAACAGUAGAAAAAGUUUUAAUUGAAGAAAAUGGCCAAUUAAUUGAAGAAGAAAUUAAAAUAGAUAAUAUCGACUAUACCAAACUUACUGAAUCUGAAUUAGAUGCCAUACUCUCUGAACCAAUUCAAGAAAGUCAAGUCUCUACUAGAAAUUUAGUUUACCAUAAAUCAACAAAAUUCAUCAAUAAUCUCAUGGCUCCUGAAAACAUUAAUCAACGUAUCAGUGCUAAAGAAUUUGUUGGCGUUAUCAUUCUUUGGGUCUAUGCAAUGUCAAAUUUAAUCAUUGAAAACUAUUCAAUUUUUACAACUGCUAAUAUUUUAGUAUUCAUAGGUUUCUCUGGUACAAUUCUAUCAUAUCUUUCAACUAUCUCUGCCAAAAGAUUAACAAGUAAAAAUCCUUCCAAAAGAGAAUGUUAA
This is a messenger RNA of Dictyostelium purpureum, 1221 nucleotides long. RefSeq lists its product as uncharacterized. The coding region runs from base 1 to 1221 and encodes 406 amino acids. Lineage: Eukaryota; Evosea; Eumycetozoa; Dictyosteliales; Dictyosteliaceae. The transcript has 2 exons. The record is from RefSeq and is a predicted model, not a curated record.